This is a messenger RNA of Cordyceps fumosorosea ARSEF 2679, 372 nucleotides long. RefSeq lists its product as hypothetical. Lineage: Eukaryota; Fungi; Ascomycota; Sordariomycetes; Hypocreales; Cordycipitaceae. The transcript has a single exon. Bases 1 to 372 code for a protein of 123 amino acids. The record is from RefSeq and is a predicted model, not a curated record.
AUGCUCGCGACGCUACGUCAAUGCAUGGAUGGAGAAAGAGGACAUCUACGCCCCUGCGUUCCUUCUGCGAACAACGACGUAGCCUCGGAUGCUGAAGACCUCCACACGAAGGUCGUCCGCAUCGAAAGCGACGUGAGCAGAAUCAAUAAGGAGCUGUCUAGCCUCCUCCAUGUGAGGGAGACCGGCCAGAAGAUCGUCCGCGUGGAAAGUGACGUGAACGAAAUGAAAAAGGAGUUAGCUGGUCUCAGCAGCGUGCGGGUUACUCUUGCCGAGCUCCAGGCGCAGCUUCAGAUGCUUCUGAAUACAUGCGUGAUUCCUGGCCAGCUCCCUCCCCAGCUGUAUCAUCCCGCACAGAUGUCUCCCUACCACUAG